Messenger RNA from Lagopus leucura (white-tailed ptarmigan), 1847 nucleotides. RefSeq names its product nuclear transcription factor Y subunit gamma (gene NFYC). Gene Ontology annotation, cellular component: CCAAT-binding factor complex; nucleus. Gene Ontology annotation, molecular function: DNA-binding transcription activator activity, RNA polymerase II-specific; DNA binding; protein heterodimerization activity. The transcript is spliced from 10 exons. Lineage: Eukaryota; Metazoa; Chordata; Aves; Galliformes; Phasianidae. Gene Ontology annotation, biological process: regulation of DNA-templated transcription. Bases 67 to 1122 code for a protein of 351 amino acids. The record is from RefSeq and is a predicted model, not a curated record.
UUAAGCAGGCUGAAAGCAAGACAUCUGUGGUUUUGAGUCAGCCCUGAGAAAUGAUUCUGCACCAGGAUGAAUGGCAUCUCCAGUUGCAGCAAAGACCCCAUCAGUGCCAGUGUUGAAGUAUUGCCAGUUUCCAGCAUGUCUACAGAUGGCAGCUUUGGCACAGGCAGCAGCAGCGAUGCCCAGCAGAGCCUGCAGUCCUUCUGGCCCCGCGUCAUGGAGGAGAUCCGCAACCUCACAGUGAAAGACUUCAGGGUUCAGGAGCUGCCCCUGGCUCGGAUUAAGAAGAUAAUGAAACUGGAUGAAGAUGUGAAGAUGAUUAGUGCUGAGGCCCCUGUGUUGUUCGCCAAGGCAGCUCAGAUAUUCAUAACAGAACUGACGUUGCGAGCCUGGAUCCACACAGAAGACAACAAGCGCAGGACUCUGCAGAGGAACGACAUUGCCAUGGCAAUUACAAAGUUUGACCAAUUUGACUUUCUGAUUGACAUCGUCCCAAGAGAUGAGCUGAAGCCUCCGAAGCGUCAGGAAGAAGUACGUCAGGCUGUGACCCCGGCUGAACCCGUGCAGUAUUAUUUCACCCUUGCUCAGCAGCCUGCCGCAGUGCAGGUCCAGGGGCAGCAGCAAGGACAGCAGACCACGACAUCUACAACCACCAUCCAGCCGGGGCAGAUCAUCAUUGCACAGCCUCAGCAGGGGCAGGUGGGAGAAGGCCAGCAGGUGCAGAUUGUGCAGGCCCAGCCGCAAGGACAGAGCCAGCAGGCGCAGAGCGGGACGGGGCAGACCAUGCAGGUCAUGCAGCAGAUCAUCACCAACACGGGGGAGAUCCAGCAGAUCCCGGUUCAGUUGAAUGCUGGCCAGCUGCAGUAUAUCCGCUUAGCCCAGCCUGUGUCAGGCACCCAGGUAGUCCAGGGGCAGAUCCAGACGCUUGCAACCAAUGCCCAGCAGAUAACGCAGACAGAAGUCCAGCAGGGGCAGCAGCAGUUCAGCCAGUUCACAGACGGGCAGCAGCUCUACCAGAUCCAGCAAGUGACCAUGCCUGCAGGCCAGGACAUCGCGCAGCCCAUGUUCAUCCAGUCCACCAACCAGAGCUCGGAUGGCCAGGCCACGCAGGUGGCGGGGGACUGAGCGGCGUCCCUGUGUGGGGAAGCAAACACGUGCCAGCUUCACCCGGCCUGGUCUGAGGAAUGCGUUGCUUCUGCGUCUCCGUACUUGACAGCGAGCCUCCAGCAGGCUGCGGUCUCUGGUGCACCAUACGCCUUCGUCUGGUGGGUAUGAGAGCAUAUCCAGCAGACACUGACAAGAAUGCAAGAUUUUUAUUUUUGGAAGUCCAUAUUUCAGUGCGUUCAGCUGCUCCUUCAAAGCCCGCGAAACUGAAGGGAGCCGAUGGAAUUCGGAGCAUCUCAUUGAGCAGCGGUGAAAGGCUCUGACCUGGGGAAAUGAUUCAAGGUUUGCUGCAGGAGCUUCCUGCCUGGUGCUCCGUUUGUGUUUCUCCCCGAAUAGAGCUAGGUUCAGUGCUGCCAUCUCAGUGGUCUGUUACGGGUGGGAGGGGGGAGCGUGUCUGUGUGUUGGGUUGCCUCUCCUGCCUCCUUUUUUGGUAAGCCGGAGCAUUGAAUAUAUGCAGCUAGGGGGCAGGGAGUGGGGGCAGAGUAAUUAAAGUGAAAACAAAAACAUUCCUUGUAUUAUGACUGUGUUUUCUAAAGACAAAAUGAUUCUUGAAUUUGACCUGGUUUAUUCCAGAGAUGCUAAUGGCAUCCGGAUGAACCCCAACCCCCGUUCACUGUUGUUCUGGCUUCGGUCGAUGCAUGUAAUAUAAGCUUCCUCAAACAAAAUAAAUUCCCUUUGUAAGAUAA